Molecule: messenger RNA, 1149 nt
Organism: Cladophialophora immunda
Lineage: Eukaryota; Fungi; Ascomycota; Eurotiomycetes; Chaetothyriales; Herpotrichiellaceae
Exons: 3
Coding region: 455-871 (138 amino acids)
Molecular function (GO): carbon-sulfur lyase activity
Source: RefSeq, a predicted model, not a curated record
GGGGGGGAAGAUGAUCAACAUCCCAGCUACUACUCGUAUGCAGGUGGUAUCUGUCACCGUCUCCCGGGCCCCUCCCUUUCUGACGUGGACGGCUAUGACGAAACGGCAGCGCUCAGGGGGGGGACCAAAGGGGAAGGAUCAAUAGGCGGGUCAAGCAUGAUAGCCAAAUGCAGCAGCGUGGCGGGCCCUCUUCCAAUGGCGACCGAAUGCUGCGCUCGCCUGGAGCAUUCCAAAUACCUAUUCCAAAAGCACACCCUAUCUUGACCUCAUCCCUGGGCUUGGAAGCUGUCAGAGUGUAUCAUAUAUAAGGGUUCCCUCGACAUCCAAAAUCGCAACUCCUCCAUCAUCCCACAAAGCAACCAGCACCUCGUCUCUUCAAGCUUUUACUCAACAGUUCAACGUUUUCAAACCCCCCCAAACCCCCUCAUUCACCAACACCACCACCACCACCACCAUGCCUGAAUACAAGGGAGUCUGCCACUGCGGUGCCACCGAGUGGACCGUCGAAAUCCCCGAGGAGAAGCACAUUCUCUGCCACUGCGGCGCCUGCAAGCUGAUGGGCGGCGGCGAGUUCACCUUGAACCAAAUCAUUCCCAAGUCCAACUUCCACCUGACCAAGGGGGAUCUGAAGGUGUAUUCCUACAAGGGCGAUUCGGGCAACUCGGUUGAUUGCUACAUGUGCCCCAACUGCGCGUGCUCGCCCUACCACCACCAGCAUGUCAUGGGCGAGGAGACCAUCGUCAUCCGAACGGGCCUGUUGAAGGGGUCCGAGAAAUGGGGCAAGCCCGCCGCCGAGAUCUACGACAAGGAUCGGGCCUCGUGGCUUCCUCAGACCGGAGAUGCCAGCUUCCCAACUGUGCCUCCUUCGUAGGGACAACAAAAGACAGAGGCCGUUACGUUUUGGCAUCUUGCGGUCGUCUUGUUCUCCUCCAGCCACGCUCCACAUCCACAGCCCAGACGAAGAGCGGGGGUAUGUUAUUGAAAGCGGUAAUGCCAAGUUGCGCCGGGAGGAAAUGGAAUGUGUUAUACGCCCACAGCACGAUCCGGAGUCGUUCGGUAGGAGAUGGAGGAAGUUAGGAAAGGGAGCCUCAUGCCGUUUUUAUAUUAUAUACCAAAUAUGAAGCAUGAAGCAUGAAGCACGAAAUAUAU